Molecule: messenger RNA, 1037 nt
Organism: Ipomoea triloba (trilobed morning glory)
Lineage: Eukaryota; Viridiplantae; Streptophyta; Magnoliopsida; Solanales; Convolvulaceae
Product: LOB domain-containing protein 4-like
Exons: 2
Coding region: 222-728 (168 amino acids)
Source: RefSeq, a predicted model, not a curated record
UACUUUAGUCUACUCUUUUCCCAGCUUCCAUUUUCUUUUUUGACUACCUGCAGUAACCCACUCCCUCUCUCUUUAUACUCUUUUCGAUCCCCUCAUCGCCUUUACCCCACCCGUUUUCCCACCUUAUAUACACUACACUCUCUUUAUAUGUAUAUACUUUAAUUCGAUCAGGCCGCCCGCCUAAGCUACCAAAUUAAACCUACAUACGUACUAAGACGAGAAUGAAGGAGAGCAGCUGGAAGAGGUUGUCGUCGUCGCCGCCGUCGUCUUCGUCGCCGUGUGCGGCGUGCAAGCUCUUGCGGAGGAGGUGCGGCCCCGACUGCGUCUUUGCGCCAUACUUCCCCGGCGAUCAGCCUCAUAAGUUCGCCAAUGUGCACAGGGUCUUCGGAGCUAGCAAUGUCAGCAAGAUGUUACAGGAGCUGCCGGAGGAGCAGAGGGGAGAUGCGGUGAGCAGCAUGGUAUACGAGGCGAACGCCCGGGUUCGAGACCCGAUAUACGGCUGUGCCGGAGCCAUAUCAUCUCUACAGCAGCAGCUGGAUGUGCUUCGGACCCAAUUGGCCAUGGCCCAGGCAGAGGUGGUCCACUUGCGAGUCCGCCAGGCCGCGGCCAUGAGUUCCAGCCCACAGAACAGUGGCUCUCCCCAGUCAAUUGUUAUGGGCUCGCAACCUAGAGGGUACUUUGAGCUGGACACGGAUGUCGUUGACCAGCCAGGCUACUUCUACUCAUAGCUCAUAUUUUUGGUUUGGUUUAUACUACUUGUUAAGUGGGAGAAGGGAAUAUUUUAGUAGCAGUUGUUAAGAGCGUGAAGGUAAUACUAUUUAUACUAGUAGUUUAGUAUCGAAGCCCGACCGAACCGAGAGUUUAAGGUGUAAUUUGGUGAUGAAUUACACCUGUUUUCUAGUAGUAGACUCGAGUUCGAGUAGAGGCUUUAUGGAAGGCAGGAGACUCGGUCUCCAAUCUUUCAAUGUUGUAAGCUAUUGUCUACAUAUAUAUACAUAUAUACAUCUUUAUAUAAAAUGUUGUUAUUUGAUGUUAAA